AGAGAGAACUACCUCUGUCGCCGAAGAGUACAAGGAAGCUGAACGCGCAGAGAAAGGUACAGCCGCUGACAACGAGGAUAUACCAGCUCUGCAGCUUGACCCACAAAAGCAGAACCGGCUGCCUCCCAAGAAAAAGCACUACAAGCUCGCGCAGCAAGCAGCGCUACCACCUGUGAGAACCGUGGGCGAGAUGGCCGGCCGUGGGCGUGGGAGACCAGGAGGCGGUGGCCUGAAAGGAGUAACUUGGGAGUACGACCCGUCAAUCAAGCUUGAGUCGAAGCCAAUUGAGCUGUUCCCUCCUCAUCCAAACCUCAAGCGACCCGCGCCCUUCACCGACAAAGAGAAGAGGGAAAUCGGCCACUAUAAGCGUCUGCAGUCCCAAGUCCACCGAGGGCCUCUUUAUACCCAACCCACGAAGCGUGAUGCGACUGCACCAGCAAAGACCUUCGGCGAGGAUCAGUUCAAUCGGCAAUACAGCACCAAUCCCAAGGCUGACUUCGAUCCCUUCACCGGUGUUGAGACAUACUCGCAGAGAUUGCAGCCGAAGGUCAAUGAGAUUCCUAAGCUCUCUGGUCGUCCAUUCAACAAGGAACUCUUCCCCAAGGAACUCUGGCCGGCACUCGAAGGCGAAGCAGGCAAGGACGUCCGAAAACACCUCGUUCGCGCCAACGAGAAGAAAGCAGCUAUGAUGGCCGGGAUGAAAGACAAGAAGCCAAAUGACAAGCAUGCUAGAGUGCUCGAGAAGCUGUUUUCUGUUCCCGCAGACGAGGAUGCGGAGGAAGCCGACGAGGAGCAGGAGCAAGAUGCCGAAGUCGACUCCAACUUCGACGACGAGUCUAUGGGCGGGGAUUACGAUGCUGAGCAGUACUUCGAUAAUGGCGAGGACAACAGCGAGGGCGAAGGAGGGGGUGGAGACGAUAAUUAUGAUUGAGGAUAUACAGCACUGUAUUGCCAAAAGUUUAUACGGACUAUUGCUGGCGUACAAAUGGUUGGAUUCGUGUGGGAUUUGUGAUUUGAGUCGGAUUAGCGUGGCGUUGGCGGAGACACCAGGUGCAGAAAGCUGUAUUUAAUUUGGCCGAGUCCUUCCAGGCAGGUUCGCAUCACACCUAGCAGGUGUUCGUUUGUUAUCAAGCCGGAGGCGAGAGCAUUUAAGUCAGUCAGGUGUCCAUGUGGCUGUUUUACUCAUCGAGGCUAGGUUGUAUAACCCUAAUGAAUUACCUGG
Messenger RNA from Hyaloscypha bicolor E, 1222 nucleotides. RefSeq lists its product as uncharacterized. Gene Ontology annotation, cellular component: RNA polymerase III complex. The record is from RefSeq and is a predicted model, not a curated record. Gene Ontology annotation, biological process: transcription by RNA polymerase III. The transcript has 4 exons. Lineage: Eukaryota; Fungi; Ascomycota; Leotiomycetes; Helotiales; Hyaloscyphaceae. The coding region runs from base 191 to 931 and encodes 246 amino acids.